AUGUGGAGCGAGCUAUUUGCCAUAAGAAUACCUCUAGCAGCACCAGCAGCAGCACCAGCAGCAGCAGGAGCAGCAGGAGCAGGAGGAAAUGAUACAGUUGCAGCACCCCCUGCAGCAGCAGCAGCAGCAGGAGCAGCAGCAGCAGGAGAGGAGAGGUUCCCCUUCCAGGCUGAGGUAAAAAGAGUAUUAGAUAUAAUAGUAAAUAGUUUAUAUACAGAUAAGGAUGUAUUCCUUAGGGAGCUUAUAUCUAAUGCAGCAGAUGCAUCAGAUAAGAAGCGUGUACUGCAGCAGCAGCAGCAGCAGCAGCAGCAAGGACAGCAGCAGCAAUAUAAAGGAUCUAUAAGAGUAUAUGCAAAUAAGAAGGAGGGUACAUUAACAAUAGAGGAUGAUGGUAUAGGUAUGACUAAGCAAGAACUAAUUGAUCAUCUAGGUACUAUAGCACAAUCAGGUACAUAUAAAUUUGCUCAGCAUCUACAGCAGCAGCAGCAGCAGCAGCAACAGCAGCAGGAAUUGGAUCCACAACAGCAGCAGCAGCAGCAGCAGCAGCAGCAGCUAAAUGCUAAUGAUCUUAUAGGACAAUUUGGUGUUGGUUUCUAUUCUGCUUUCUUAGUAGCAGAUAAGGUAGAGGUUAUCUCCUCUCGUUGGACCCCACCACCACCACCAUCAGCAGCAGCAGCAGCAGCAGCAGCAGGAGCAGCAGGAGCAGGAGCAGCAGCAGCAGCAGCAGGAGGAGCACCAGAAGUAUGGAAAUGGAGCUCAAGUUGUGGUCAGACAUUUUCAAUAAAAAAGAUGAAUGCAGCAGCAGAGCAAGAACGUUAUAUGCAGCAGCAGCAGCAACUGCAGCAAAGUUUAUAUGAUGAAUUAGUAAGAGAUAAGACCCAUGUUAUAACCAAUAGAAAUAAAGAUAAUAAGGAGGAGAAUAAUAAUAAUAAGGAGCAGCAGCAGCAGCAGCAACAGCAACAGAAUAAUUACUGGACAG
This is a messenger RNA of Eimeria maxima, 979 nucleotides long. RefSeq names its product heat shock protein 90, putative. Gene Ontology annotation, cellular component: protein-containing complex; cytosol; perinuclear region of cytoplasm. The record is from RefSeq and is a predicted model, not a curated record. The annotation marks the transcript as partial. The transcript is spliced from 2 exons. Gene Ontology annotation, molecular function: ATP binding; ATP hydrolysis activity; ATP-dependent protein folding chaperone. NCBI's taxonomy places the organism in Eukaryota, Apicomplexa, Conoidasida, Eucoccidiorida, Eimeriidae. Gene Ontology annotation, biological process: cellular response to heat; protein stabilization; protein folding.